This is a messenger RNA of Cyphellophora attinorum, 1500 nucleotides long. RefSeq lists its product as uncharacterized. The transcript is spliced from 3 exons. The record is from RefSeq and is a predicted model, not a curated record. Lineage: Eukaryota; Fungi; Ascomycota; Eurotiomycetes; Chaetothyriales; Cyphellophoraceae. Bases 1 to 1500 code for a protein of 499 amino acids.
AUGGCACCCAUUUCGCCAAAUUUUUCACCAGGCUACGAACCUGUGUCGCCCAUCGACCUCACCGACGCUCCAAGCAGGACGCGCUCUGUCGGCUUCCAUCCAACUGCCGACAAACAGGACAAGAAAAUCGUUACUCGUUCGAUUCGCACUGAUUCGAGCUCUUCGUCGACUGCUUCGCUGAAAUCGCCAAGAAGAACGCGAUUUGCCGAAGCGACAUCCGUUCUCUCACCAGCCACUGGGCCUGGCGAAGGCAGAUCGCCUUUCGCUGACCCCGUCAUGGCGGACGAAGCGCCCAAACCUUCUGAUGUUGGUGCGAUCAGACAACAAUGGCAACCAACCACUCAAUCGGCGCUCAAGACGCCCGGCACUGGCGGACGGUUGCUGAACCCAUUGAGUCCGACCUUCAAGGAGGAGAUGGAUCUGGAGAAGCAAGAGGAGAAGACCGACAAGGAGCAAGCCAGAGAUCUCAAAAUCAAGACUCGAGUUCGAAUGGCCAAGAUGGUUCUCCGAGGUGUCAACUUCUCAUGCUCACUGAUCGUUCUCGCCAUGCUCAGCACAGUACUUACCAUCUUUCAUGCGACAAAAGCACUGCCGCCACGAAACAACCUUCCGGCGUGGGCACCAAAGACACCAAUCUGGCCUCAGAUCGUUGUGCUGACGAUCGCCUGCAUCUCUCUGCUCUUCGCGAUUGUUGUGAUCGCCGCCUACUGCAGAGGCGGCCACAAGCGAGCCGAGAAGGUGGCUGUGUAUUACACGAUGUUUGCUCUUGGUUGGUUCGUUUUCAGCAUCGUCAUGUGGAUCGUCGGCGCCGGCAUUCUCCAAGGUACCAAAUCGUCCGGCGGUGGUCAAGACCUCUGGGGAUGGUCGUGCAAGGACAACAAGCGACGACAGCUUUUCGAACAAGAUGUCCAUUAUGCGCUCGUCUGCCGCCUGCAGGACUGGAGUCUGAUCUGCUGUAUCAUCGAGAUCAUCGUCGAAGUGAUAGUUGUGGCCAUCUACGCGGUCGUCUUCUACCGCUUCUGGUCAAAGAACAAGCUCCGAAAGAGCAUGGACGCCCGCGAUCGUGCACGCACUGAUCUGUACCUCGCUCAACUGCGUAGCCAGAGUGCACCAAACACCCCUGGCUUCAUCAACACGCCACGGGCUGAGAAGUUCCAGGAUGUCAACACGCCGAGAACACCAGGCUUCCCUUCGAUACACAAGAACGUUGAGGAUCAUGACUCACCCACGCAGUAUCCAAGCUACAAUCCGACACCUUCAACGCCUUUCAAACUGCAGGCACCGCCUUCCAGGAGUCAGCAAACACCAAAGCACGAGCAGGACGGGUUUGAGCCUGUGACAUCGGCAUCACCACCUCCGGUGUCCGUCUCUCCACCGCCACAAGAGCGGAGGAACGAGCACGUAGAGGCCGCACCAGGAGAACAGGUGUACGAACAGGUUGCCAUUCCGGGUCAGUAUGAGGGCUUCAACAGGCACCAACAACAUGGUCAGGCAUAUUGA